This is a messenger RNA of Dreissena polymorpha, 1096 nucleotides long. RefSeq names its product WSC domain-containing protein 1-like. The record is from RefSeq and is a predicted model, not a curated record. The transcript is spliced from 5 exons. Lineage: Eukaryota; Metazoa; Mollusca; Bivalvia; Myida; Dreissenidae. Bases 15 to 839 code for a protein of 274 amino acids.
UACAUAACAUUAACAUGUCCUUCACUCGCUCAGAAUUUUACCCCAAGUCGCUGUACAAUCCCACAACCGCGGACAACUCAAUCCCUGAACCAUGUGGCGCGGUGAGCUGGACCAACGCGCUGGAGUCCAUCAUCACGCCGGACUUCUUCUUGCGACAGACCAACAGACACACGCCCAAAGAGCAGUACUUUUUCUUCAGAAACUUUACCAUAGAAAACCAUACGAGCGAGAUCUCCAUACCGCGCUAUUUCCGGAAGUGCCUGAAUAUCACGGCGGAGCAUCUGGAUAUAACGACGCUAAUGACGAUGAAUCACAGCGUUUUCAAUGAUCUUCAGUGUCCAAUACCCGAGCCGCAUUUCUGGGACCGAAAUAAGUGGCAUACUGCUUUGGCAAGCUACAUGGGUUCUGGAAACACGUGGGUGCGACACCUGAUAGAAACCAUGUCGGGUGUUUUAACAGGCAGUCUGUAUAAUGAUCGUCAGCUGUUGACCGCCUUUGAAGGCGAAGGCCAGACGGAGCGCGUGAUUGUCAUCAAAACGCACGAGCUCGCUAUGCGCCAUAAUCAUAUGUUCAACCGCGCGGUAUUGCUGGUUCGAAACCCCUACGAUACCAUACUGGCCUGGUACAAUUUCGAACGUUCCAAGUCCCACACGGGGUAUAUGGACAGAGUAGAUUUUGUGAAAAGAGAUUGGAUACAAUUUAUUCUAAGUGUAGUCUUGGGUUGGAGAAGAUUUAUUGAAAGCUGGGUGCUUGAUUUCCACGGGCCAGUUUUCCUUCUAUCAUAUAAACGACUACAAACCGAUUUCUUUAACGAAAUCAUCCGAUUGGCGCUAUUUUGAGACAUUCCACUAACGUUCGGCCGACUUCGGUGUUUGCACCGCGAAAGCGAGGGUGGUUACCAUAGAGAUAAGCCAAGUUGGAUGACGCGGGAAAAUGUGUUCACGAUUCCUUCUGAGGAAGUGAUAGAAAAGGAACUCCAGUUGGUUAGGAAAGUUAUAUGGACAGCAUUCAAUAUUACGUUGGAUGAUUUAAAAUGACUUUCCACCGACCAUUAUAUUUUUAUUCAAUUUACAAAUCUAUAAUAAAAUACAAGAAU